Molecule: messenger RNA, 6667 nt
Organism: Orcinus orca (killer whale)
Lineage: Eukaryota; Metazoa; Chordata; Mammalia; Artiodactyla; Delphinidae
Gene: EIF2AK4
Product: eukaryotic translation initiation factor 2 alpha kinase 4
Exons: 34
Coding region: 79-4710 (1543 amino acids)
Biological process (GO): regulation of translational initiation by eIF2 alpha phosphorylation; DNA damage checkpoint signaling
Cellular component (GO): cytosol
Molecular function (GO): ATP binding; protein binding; eukaryotic translation initiation factor 2alpha kinase activity
Source: RefSeq, a predicted model, not a curated record
CGUCCCCGGAGCGAAGCCCGCCUAAGGCCCACCCACCUCCGCAAGGCCGCCUUGCCUUGCCUUGCCCACCGCACUACCAUGGCUGGGGGCCGUGGGGCCCACGGGCGUGGCCGGGACGAGCCGCCGGAGAGCUACCCACAGCGACAGGACCACGAGCUGCAGGCCCUGGAGGCCAUCUACGGCUCCGACUUCCAGGACCUGCGGCCGGACGCGUGCGGACGGGUCAAAGAGCCUCCUGAAAUCAAUUUAGUUCUAUACCCUCAGGGCUUGACUGGUGAAGAAGUAUAUGUGAAAGUGGAUUUGAGAGUGAAAUGCCCACCCACCUAUCCAGAUGUAGUCCCUGAAAUAGCAUUAAUGAAUGCCAAAGGUCUGUCAAAUGAAACUGUUAAUUUGUUAAAGUCCCGCCUAGAAGAAGUGGCCAAAAAACAUUGUGGCGAGGUGAUGAUAUUUGAACUGGCUUACCAUGUGCAGUCAUUCCUCUGCGAGCACAACAAGCCCCCUCCCAAGUCUUUUCAUGAAGAAAUGCUGGAAAGGCGGGCUCAGGAGGAGCAACGGAGGCAGUUAGAGGCCAAGCGGAAAGAGGAAGAGGAGCAACGUGAAAUCCUUCAUGAGAUUCAGAGAAGGAAAGAAGAGAUAAAAGAAGAGAAAAAAAGGAAAGAAAUGGCUAAGCAGGAACGUUUAGAAAUAGCUAGUUUGUCAAACCAAGAUCAUACCCCUAGGAAAGACCCAGGAGGACACAGAACAGCUGCCAUUCUGCAUGGAGGCUCUCCUGACUUUAUAGGAAAUGGUAAACAUCGGACCAACUCAUCUGGAAGGUCUAGGCGAGAACGUCAGUAUUCUGUGUGUAGUAGUGAAGAUUCUCCUGGCUCUUGUGAAAUCCUGUAUUUCUCUAUGGGUAGUCCUGAUCAGCUCAUGGUGCACAAAGGGAAAUGUAUUGGCAGUGAUGAGCAGCUUGGAAAAUUAGUUUACAAUGCUUUGGAAACAGCCACUGGCGGCUUUGUCUCGUUGUAUGAGUGGGUUCUUCAAUGGCAGAAAAAAAUGGGUCCAUUCCUUACCAGUCAAGAAAAAGAGAAGAUUGAUAAGUGUAAAAAGCAGAUUCAAGGGGCAGAAACGGAAUUCAACUCACUGGUAAAAUUGAGCCAUCCAAACAUAGUUCGCUACUUUGCAAUGAAUCUCAAAGAGCAAGACGAUUCCAUUGUGGUGGACAUUUUAGUGGAGCACACUAAUGGGGUCUCCCUCUCGUCCCACCUAAGCCACUCGGGCCCUGUCCCCGGGCAUCAGCUUCGCAGGUACGCGACUCAGCUCUUGUCAGGCCUUGAUUAUUUGCACAGCAAUUCCGUGGUGCACAAGGUUCUGAGUGCAUCGAAUGUCUUAGUGGAUGCAGAGGGCACCAUCAAGAUUACAGACUACAGCAUUUCUAAGCGCCUAGCGGACAUUUGCAAGGAGGACGUGUUUGAGCAAACGCGGGUUCGUUUUAGUGACAGUGCCCUACCUUAUAAAACGGGGAAGAAAGGGGAUGUUUGGCGUCUUGGCCUUCUGCUGCUCUCCCUCAGCCAAGGACAGGAGUGUGAAGAGUACCCUGUGACCAUCCCUAGUGACUUACCAACUGACUUUCAAGAUUUUCUAAAGAAGUGUGUCUGCUUAGAUGACAAGGAAAGAUGGAGUCCUCAGCAGUUGUUAAAACACAGCUUUAUAAAUCCUCAGCCAAAAAUACCUUUACUGGAACAAAGUCCCGAAGAUUCUGGAGGACAAGAUUACGUGGAGACUGUUAUUCCCAGCAACCAGCUACCCAGUGCUGCGUUCUUCAGUGAGACACAGAGACAAUUUUCCCGCUACUUCAUUGAGUUUGAAGAAUUACAGCUUCUUGGCAAAGGAGCUUUUGGAGCUGUCAUCAAGGUGCAGAACAAGCUGGACGGCUGCUGCUACGCGGUGAAGCGCAUCCCCAUCAACCCGGCCAGCAGGCACUUCCGCAGGAUCAAGGGCGAGGUGACGCUGCUGUCGCGCCUGCACCACGAGAACAUCGUGCGCUACUACAACGCCUGGAUCGAGAGGCACGAGCGGCCGGCGGGCCCCGCGACGCCGCCCCCAGACGCGGGGCCCCAGGCCCUGGAUGGGCGAGCCUUGCCCCGACUGCCCAUCGGCGACAGCGACACGGACGGCCCGGGCAGCGUGGAGGCGGCCGCGCCGCCGCCCAUCCUCAGCAGCUCGGUGGAGUGGAGCACAUCGGCUGAGCGCUCGGGCAGCGCCCGCUUCCCCGCCGCCGGCCCGGACUCCAGCAGCGACGAGGAUGACGACGAGGAGCACGACGGCGUCUUCUCACAGUCCUUCCUACCUGCUUCAGAUUCUGACAGUGAUAUCAUCUUUGACAAUGAAGAUGAGAACAGUAAAAGUCAGAAUCAGGAUGAAGAUUGCAAUGGAAAGAACAGUUGCCAUGAAAGUGAGCCACCGGCAACCACUGAGGCUGUGCACUACCUCUACAUCCAGAUGGAGUACUGUGAAAAGAGCACUUUACGUGACACAAUUGACCAGGGACUAUAUCGAGACACCGUCAGGCUCUGGAGGCUUUUCCGAGAGAUUCUGGAUGGAUUGGCUUAUAUCCAUGAAAAAGGAAUGAUUCACCGAGAUUUGAAGCCUGUCAACAUUUUUUUGGAUUCUGAUGACCACGUAAAAAUAGGUGAUUUUGGUUUAGCGACAGACCAUCUAGCCUUUGCUGCUGACGGCAAACAAGAUGAUACAUCAGGAGAUCACUUGAUUAAAUCAGACCCUUCAGGUCAUUUGACUGGGAUGGUUGGCACUGCUUUAUAUGUAAGCCCAGAGGUCCAAGGCAGCACCAAAUCUGCAUAUAACCAGAAAGUGGAUCUCUUCAGCCUGGGAAUUAUCUUCUUUGAGAUGUGCUAUCAUCCCAUGGUCACAGCCUCAGAAAGGAUCUUUGUUCUCAACCAACUCAGAGAUCCUACUUCGCCUAAGUUUCCAGAAGACUUCGAUGAUGGAGAGCACACAAAGCAGAAAUCUGUCAUCUCCUGGCUGUUGAACCACGAUCCGGCAGAGCGGCCCACAGCCACAGAGCUGCUCAGGAGCGAACUGCUGCCUCCGCCCCAGAUGGAGGAGUCGGAGCUGCACGAGGUGCUGCACCGCACCCUGGCCAAUGUGGGCGGGAAGGCCUACCGCACGGUUAUGGCCCAGACCUUCUCCCAGCGCAUCUCCCCCGCCGUCGAUUACACCUACGACAGCGACAUACUGAAGGGCAGCUUCUCCAUCCGUACAGCCAAGAUACAGCAACACGUGGGUGAAACCAUUAUCCGCAUCUUCAAAAGACAUGGAGCUGUCCAAUUGUGUACCCCACUGCUGCUUCCCCGAAAUAGGCAAAUAUACGAGCACAAUGAAGCUGCCUUAUUCAUGGACCACAGCGGGAUGCUGGUGAUGCUUCCUUUCGACCUGCGGGUUCCUUUUGCAAGAUACGUGGCAAGAAAUAAUAUCUUGAAUUUAAAACGGUACUGCAUAGAACGCGUGUUCAGACCUCGCAAAUUAGACCGAUUUCAUCCCAAAGAACUUCUGGAAUGUGCGUUUGAUAUCGUCACCUCUACCACCAACAGCUCUCUGCCCACCGCUGAAAUCAUCUACACCAUCUAUGAAAUCAUCCAGGAGUUUCCAGCACUUCAGGAAAGAAACUACAGUAUUUACUUGAACCAUACCAUGUUACUGAAAGCAAUACUCUUACACUGUGGGAUCCCAGAAGAUAAACUCAAUCAAGUCUAUGUUAUUCUGUAUGAUGCUGUGACCGAAAAGCUGACGAGGAGAGAAGUGGAAGCUAAAUUUUGUAAUCUGUCUUUGUCAUCGAAUAGUCUGUGUCGACUCUACAAAUUUAUUGAGCAGAAGGGAGAGCUGCAAGAUCUGACACCAACAAUAAAUUCAUUAAUAAAACAGAAAACGGGUGUUGCCCAGUUGGUGCAGUAUGGCUUAAAAGAUCUAGAAGAGGUUGUGGGACUGUUGAAGAAACUUGGCAUAAAGUUACAGGUCUUGAUCAAUUUGGGCUUGGUUUACAAAGUGCAACAGCACAGCGGAAUCAUCUUCCAGUUUGUGGCGUUCAUCAGACGGAGGCAAAGGGCUAUAUCUGAAAUCCUUGCAGCUGGUGGCAGAUAUGACCUGCUGAUUCCCCUGUUUAGAGGACCACAGGCUCUGGGGCCGGUUCCUACUGCUAUUGGGGUCAGCAUAGCCAUAGACAAGAUAACUGCUGCUGUCCUCAACAUGGAAGAACCUGUUACAGUAAGCUCUUGUGACCUCCUCGUUGUAAGUGUUGGCCAGAUGUCCAUGUCCAGGGCCAUCAACCUAACCCAGAAACUCUGGUCAGCGGGAAUCACAGCAGAAAUCAUGUAUGACUGGUCACAGUCCCAAGAGGAGUUACAAGAAUACUGCAGACAUCAUGAAAUCACCUAUGUGGCCCUUGUCUCCGAUAAAGAAGGAAACCAUGUCAAGGUUAAGUCUUUUGAGAAGGAAAGGCAAACAGAGAAACGUGUGCUGGAGUCUGAUCUCGUGGACCAUGUUGUACAGAAACUGAGGACUAAAGUCAGUGAUGAAAGGACUAUCAGUGGUUGGGAGUCCGCCUGCCAAGGCAGGGGACACAGGUUUGAUCCCUGGUCUGGAAGGAUCCCGCGUGCCGCGGAGCAGCUGAGCCCGUGCGCCACGACUACUGAGCCCGUGCGCCACGACUAGUGAGCCUGUGCUCUAGAGCCCGUGAGCCACGACUACUGAGCCCGCGUGCCGCAGCUGCUGGGGUCUGCGUGCCUGGAGCCUGUGCUCCGCAACGAGAGAGGCCACUGCGGUGAGGGGCCCGCACACCACAACGAGGAGUGGACCCCACUCACCGCAACUGGAGGGAGCCUGCGUGCGGCGGCGAAGACCCAAUACAGCCAAAAAUAAAACAAAACAAAAUAAAUAAAUUUAUUUAAAAAUAAAAAAAAAUAACUUUUCCAAAACAAAAUAAAUGUAGUAAGAAAGAAUGGCAUUGUUUCACAUUUUUGCAGAUAUUGUUAAUGCAUUGUUGUACAUUUUUGUAAUCUCUAAUGCUUUAGUAGAAGAAACUAUAUUGUCUUGUCUGUUUCUGCAUUCAGUCUGUUGUGAUACCACACAUCCUGUAGUCUCUGGAAAAGUCCAUCACACAUUAAUGAGAGGAUAAGAAUAAAAAGGAUAGUUAACAUUUUAGGAUUAUUGUGAAAAUAGUUUUGACAUUGCAGAUACCCUGUGAAAGGAUCUCAGGGGCUUCCAGGGGUCUCUGGACCACACUUUGAGAAUCUCACUUAUAAUAUCACAAUAUUAUAGAAGACUGUUCCAAUUACAGUAAAUACAGUGAAAUACUGUGCAGCCUUUAAAAAUAUUAUGGUAAAGCUGAGUUUAUUACAAGGAAGGGUGUCCACAAAUAAGAUGUAUGAUAUCCCAUUUUUGUUUCAACCAAAAUAUAUAGCCCAUACAUAGAAGAAUGUGUGCAAUGAUGGACCAAAUUUUUAAAUUAUAGUUAUUUCUGGUUAGUGGGAUUACAAGGGAUCUUAAUUUCCCUUAAGCUUUUCUAUAUAUUUGUAACUCCUGUAUUUAUGCUCAUAAUCAGAAAAUACAGUACUCUACUUUUUUUGGCUUAUAUCCGUGAUUCUCAACCAGCAGGAGUUUUGCCCCUCAGAGGACAUUUGGCCAUGUUUGGAGACAGCAUUUUUGGUUGUUAAACGGGAGGUGCUGCUGCUAUCUAGCAGGGACCAGGGAUGCUGUUAAACAUCCUGUAGUGCAGAGGACUGACCCCCCACCCCCACCCCAACAAACAGUUACCUGGCCCAAAAUGUCAAUAGUGCCAAGACAGAGAAAUCCUGGCUUAUAUAAAAUAAAUGUUCCUGCUUGCUUCUCCGGCCCCGGCCCCGACCCUGCCCGUAUGCACCUAGCUUGACUACAUUCACCAUCAGGCUUUUUCUAAGAGAAUAUAAUGUUCUUCAAGUCACUAGGUAUUAGGAUUAAGAAUCCAAAUCAAAGGCAGAGGUUUAGAAGGAAAAACAAAAAAUAGUCAACUAAUUAAUAGUGACUAUUAGUACUAGUACAGGCAAACAUCAUUAAGAUGCUUAACAGGCCAGAUGGGAUUUAGUUUUAGCAGGGAAAGGUUUAAAAUCUUUCCUCCAUGUGAAUGUUUAUUUCCCUGUUUUCCCAAGAUAGAGUGCUAUUAUGUCUCUCAAAGGCUAUAAAUUAAUUCAGUCUUUGAAAGAACAUCCAUUCAACAGCUUUUGAAAGAAUCUCAUUUACUAAAUGUUCUCCUGUGGGUGAUCACCAAGGUUGCUGCCAUAAUGAAGGCGGGGCAUUGCUAAUGUUUCCUUGUAUUGUGAGGGGAGCAGAAAGAACACCCAUUAUAUUUCAUUGAAAUUAGCUUCUUAUGUUGGGCCAGUACUUCACACCCAGCUGAAUAAAUCAGAAUGUUUCUCUAGAAUGUUAAUUUGAAGUGACAGCCUUGAUAAUUUUUAUUUGCUCUUAACCAAAAGCAGAAUUAAGUGCAAAUUUUUUUGUUUUUGUUUUUCCUCCACUAAUAACCAAUAUUUAUUAAAUAUUUUUAUAUUUAAUAGAAAAAAGCCUCCCUCUAAGUAUAGCUCACUGUAAAUUAUCUGCGUUUUGUCUUAAUGACUGUUUAUUCUAACUGUUUUUG